GGACCGAGCAGCCAUGGCGUCGGGCUCGGGGAUCGCUCUCAAGACAUUCAACCUCGCAAAUGACAUCAAGGAGCUCAGUGCUCAGGACGAGAUCUUCAGAUAUGACCCCGUGGAGAACAGGAGGAUAAACAACGAGAAGCCAUGGGUCCGCGACCCACGGUACUUUCAGGUUUGCAAGAUCUCCGCGGUCGCGUUGAUCAAGAUGGCUAUUCAUGCUCGCUCGGGUGUACCCUACGAGAUCAUGGGAAUUAUGCAGGGAAAGGUCGUUGGACACUCCCUAGUAGUCAUUGACUCCUUCGCGCUUCCCGUCCAAGGAACGGAAACGCGAGUGAACGCGCAGAACGAAGCGAACGAGUACAUGGUCCAGUACGUCCAGGGCAGUGAACGGGUACAACGCCUGGAGAACGCGAUCGGCUGGUACCACUCCCACCCCGGCUACGGCUGCUGGCUCUCCGGCAUCGACGUGAACACGCAAAUGCAAAACCAGAAAUUCCAGGACCCUUUCGUGGCCGUCGUCAUCGACCCCAAUCGCACCAUCUCCGCCGGCAAGGUCGACAUCGGCGCGUUCCGCACGUACCCCGAGAACUACACCCCUGCGGACGCUGCGAACAGCGAGUAUCAGAGCAUCCCGCUCAACAAGAUCGAGGACUUCGGCGUUCACGCAAACCAGUACUACCCGCUCGAGGUGCAGAUUUUCAAGUCGUCGCUGGACGCGGAGCUGCUUGGGUUGCUGUGGAACAAGUACUGGGUGAACACGCUGAGCCAGAGUGCGCUCAUCUCGAAUCGUGCAUAUGCCGCGAAUCAGCUGUCCGAUCUGCACCAAAAGUUGACCAAGGCACAAACCGCUGUACCCAGUACCCGUCCACCAGCCCCUGUGCUCAUCGAUGAGAAAGCCGUCAUCAAGCAGAAGCCCCAGGACAAGAGGGAAGAGAGCGCCUUGUCGAAGGCGGUCAAAGACAGCGACAAGAUCGCGUCAGAAGCUCAGCACGGUCUCAUCGCGCAAGUUCUGAAGGACAUCAUAUUCUCUUCACGUCUCGGCGGCGGCGCGGGGUCCUCCGCAGCGGACGUUAGAGACAUCGUUGAUACCGCUAUGUCGAUCGGCUGAUCCGUCGGAGUGUGCGUCCUUUGAGGAGGGGCGGAGUUGGGAAGCACCAUCUUGUAACAUUCUGCUCGCAGUCAUCCGUUCAGUGUAACUAGUAUCGCAGCGCUGUCGACCUGUUACUCGCAAUUAGAGUCAAUUGUAUCACAUAAUUCACCGUC
This is a messenger RNA of Dichomitus squalens LYAD-421 SS1, 1260 nucleotides long. Its product is annotated as Mov34-domain-containing protein. Bases 14 to 1105 code for a protein of 363 amino acids. Gene Ontology annotation, molecular function: deNEDDylase activity; metallopeptidase activity; protein binding. Lineage: Eukaryota; Fungi; Basidiomycota; Agaricomycetes; Polyporales; Polyporaceae. Gene Ontology annotation, biological process: protein deneddylation. The record is from RefSeq and is a predicted model, not a curated record. Gene Ontology annotation, cellular component: cytoplasm; COP9 signalosome. The transcript has 6 exons.